AACAAAAACACGAAUGGCGUUGGACCCCCCGCGAAGCGCAUUGGCAGUCAUGAGCCGAGCAAUGUUUUGCGACGCCGACCAGCCAUUGCCUCUCUGUAAAGCACGAAAGCCGCCAUAUUUGUCGAGGUUUUAAGAUAAUAGGCAAUGUAAGGAAAGAUGUUUUUUGAUACGAAGAAUGACAUUUUCUGUCGCGUAGAAUUUCAACGCCGGUGCUCUUUCGUCUGCUAAAGAGCAAAAAUAAAGGUUUUAAGCGGUGUGUAAUUAGUUAUGUCUGCAGUGAUGGAUCAUGAUUAUGGACAGCAGCUUGCGGAACCGGUUCACUUCCAGCAGUUAGAGCAUGCCCUCAGAUUAGAACCACUUCUCUCUUACGUGGAAAACCUGGUCAAAGAACCAGUCAGCAAUGAUGAUAGCACGGAUAGCGAGUUUGAUUUUCUUCAGCCUUGUUUACGCGAUGAUGAUGACAAUAAAAUUCUGAAUGGAAUAACAAUCACAAAAGCAGAGAGAAAAGCUGACAAGACAAGGCUAUAUAAUUUUAGUAAAGCAAAGAAAGGAAGGAAAUGGCUCAAGAAUAUUCUAUUGAGUGACAGCUCAUCAGACGAGGAUGAAGAUAAACCUAUCACAGAGGAAGAUUUACAGUACAUGCUGAAAAUCCACAAAUACCAGAGGAAGCAUCAGAUGCGCUUCUACCAAGAUCCAGAGCUACACCAGUAUCAGUACUACAGUACAGGACUACUGUCAAACUACGAUAAAUAUCAUGAACACCAGAAAGCAGUCCUAGGACCCAAGAAAAAGAUUUCUAAAGACCACAAAAAGAAGGAAAAGAGAAUCAAAGAUAAAUUAAAAGAAAUGAAAAAGAAGAAACACCAUCAGAAUGGGGACGAUGAUGGGGAGAUGGAAGAAAUUGACCCCUCUAUUGUGGAGGCCUACUUAGCUCACAAGAAAAACCAGGCAGCUAAGGCAGGGAAAGGCAAGAAGCUGACUCCAGAGCAAGCCGAUGUCAAAAGGAAAAGACUCUGGAUCUCAAUAGCCAAAAAGGAAAUCCCUAAAGCACAGAAACAGAAAGUUUCAGCAAGAAAGGAAGUACUGCAGUCCUUGAAAAAGAUGUCCCAGCAGAGCAUGAGGGAGUGUAGAAAGGCAGCCAUCUAUUCUCAAAAAAUGAGCAAGGACUGUACAGCCCGGGCGAAGAGGCUGAGUCGUGAAAUGGUCAGUUACUGGAAACGCUUUGAGAAAGUAGAAAAGGACAUCCGUAAAAAGGCAGAGAAAGAGGCACAGGAACAGCGCAAAAUGGACCUGGAGUUACGAGAGGCCAAAAGACAGCAGAGGAAGUUGAAUUUCCUGAUCACACAAACAGAGUUGUAUGCUCAUUUCAUGGCCAGAAAACUGACGGGGGAAUCAGAGUCGGUGAAGAAUGACAUCCUGGGGAAGUUAGAGGAGGAUAAAUCUCAGAAUCAGCUGGAGGUGGAGGGGCGGGUACUGGUCGACGUCGCGGUGGACGACUACGACAGUGAACGAAUGAAGUCAUUGGCUCUGAAGAAUGCCCAGGAAGCCUAUGACAAACACCAAACAAAGACACAACAGUUUGAUGAGUACGGAUUAAAUCUGGCCAACCCCUCAAUAAGCACGGAUGCUGAGAGACCCCAGCCCAGUAUGUUUGAAGGAACGCUGAAGGCUUACCAACUUAAGGGAAUGAAUUGGCUGGCCAAUCUGUAUGACCAGGGAAUUAACGGGAUCCUGGCUGAUGAGAUGGGUUUGGGUAAAACAGUCCAGAGCAUGGCAUUCCUGGCUCACCUAGCAGAGGCUCAGGGGAUCUGGGGGCCUUUUCUUGUCAUCGCUCCAGCGUCAACACUACACAACUGGCAGCAGGAGUGUGCUAGAUUUGUCCCAAGAUUCAAGAUCGUGCCUUACUGGGGUAACACCCAGGACCGGCGGAUUCUGAGGAAGUUCUGGGAUCAGAAGUGUCUACACACAGAAGAGGCUUCCUUUCAUGUGGUCAUCACCAGCUACCAGCUGGUCAUCCAGGACGUCAAGUACUUCCAGAGGAUCAAGUGGCAGUACAUGAUACUGGACGAAGCACAGGCCAUCAAAAGCAGCAGCAGUGUUCGAUGGAAAAUUCUUCUUGGAUUUAACUGUCGAAACAGAUUGCUACUUACUGGUACUCCCAUUCAAAACAGCAUGGCUGAGCUGUGGGCUUUGCUUCAUUUUAUUAUGCCCACUAUGUUUGACUCUCAUGAUGAAUUCAACGAAUGGUUUUCUAAAGACAUCGAAAGUCAUGCAGAAAAACAGUCAGGAAUUGAUGAAAACCAGUUGAGUCGACUUCACAUGAUCCUAAAGCCUUUCAUGUUACGGAGAGUGAAGAAAGAUGUGGAGAACGAGCUCUCUGACAAAAUUGAGAUUUUGGUGUACUGCCCACUUACCACGAGACAGAAGAUGCUGUAUCAGGCCGUGAAGAACAAGAUCUCAAUAGAAGACAUAUUACAGGGGACGUCCGGGAACACAACACAGUCCCAGAGUUCUACCUCCAGCCUCAUGAAUCUAGUCAUGCAGUUCAGAAAGGUUUGCAACCAUUCAGAACUCUUUGAAAGGCGGGAGAUAAAGUCACCAUUUUUUAUGAGGACUGAAGCAUAUCAUAUGCCAAAACUAAUUUAUCAGGAAGGUCUCUAUGAAACCAUGACACAAAGUUUUCAGAGGAUCUUGUUCAGUAUGUUCUACAUUUUCUCUCCUGAAAAUGUCCAUUCAUCUAUUUUCUCAGAUGAGUCAUCGUAUCGAUGUUUCUCCUUCACCAGAUUCGUAAAAUUGUCUCCCAAGGAGAUGUUAGACUACAUGUUUGGUGGACUUCUGGUCAGGUGGUUGGGAGUUUUCCUCUUAAGAAAGAUAGAAGAAAAAAUUCGCCAUUCACACACUUGGAGUAAAGUUCCCAAAAGUCAGUUUUUAAGGAAUGACAGUUUGCUGUUGACCCCACUUAGAACAACGUCUUUCAGUAAUUUGUCAGAGAGUAGAAACCUCCGACAUCUGGUGUUCACCAGCCCUACCUCCACAUUCUAUGGAUUUAAUUCGUGCACUCUACACUACAUGAAAGAGACGACGUCUCAUCGCAGAAUCCGCAUGAGAAAUCACAAACCUCUCAAAAGCUCACCCUCCAGUCCUACUAAAGCUCAUCCUAACCCUGUACAGUCCCUAGAAGAUUUCCCUGUCCAUCGUCACAUUCCACGAGAAAGCCGAGUCCUUCAGUGCCAACCAACAGACCUACCAAAGUUUGUCUACUACACAAUUCCUAAGGUACAGGUGAAGCCCCAGCGGUUCUUCUGUUCAGACCGCGGUGCUGCAUGGCGGGUGAUGAAGGAGAACCUAUGUGGUACCCCCGACGGCCUGCUGAGUAUCUUGUAUGGCAGCCCAGAGGUGUACGAGCUUGUUAGGUGGUACAAUCCCUGGCAUUUCUUCUCCGCCCCGACAGGGGGAAUCAUGGGGUCAAGGCCAGUACACGGUUGUUCAGGCUGUUUUGUACCAGAUAAGGAGUCUCUGAUAUCAGAUGCAGGUAAACUGUCAGUGCUGGAUACUUUGUUGGCCAAGUUGAAGUCGGAGGGUCACAGAGUGUUGAUAUACUCCCAGAUGACUCGCAUGAUUGACUUGUUGGAGGAGUACAUGUGGCACAGAAAGCACACAUACAUGAGGUUAGAUGGAUCGUCCAAAAUCUCGGACAGACGUGACAUGGUGGCCGACUUCCAGUCACGGUCUGAUAUCUUUGUCUUCUUACUCAGCACCAGGGCAGGAGGACUGGGAAUCAACCUUACAGCAGCUGACACCGUGAUUUUCUAUGACAGUGAUUGGAAUCCUACAGUAGACCAGCAGGCCAUGGACCGAGCUCACAGACUUGGUCAAACCAAACAGGUGACCGUGUACAGACUGGUGUGUAAAGGGACCAUAGAGGAGAGGAUCCUAGAGAGAGCCAGGGAGAAGAGUGAGAUACAAAGGAUGGUGAUAAGUGGUGGGAAUUACAAAACAGACAUGCUUAAACCCAAAGAAGUUGUCUCUCUGCUGCUGGAUGAUGAAGAAAUCGAGAAAAAACUAAAGCAGGGACGACAAGACGGAGAAGGAGGGAAGGAUAAAGAAAGGAAGAGGAAAAGAGAGUACAAGAAAAGAGAGGGAAAGAAGGCCAAGGGAGAUGAUGUAAAUGUGACGUACCAGGCUGACAGCGAAUCUGUAUACAGCAUGGACUCUGUCCCCGCCAGCCCCCUUAGUGUCAUGUCUGUGGGAAGUGAGGCCACUAAUCAGACUGGUAUAGAUGACAGCAGUAACGAUGCUCUGGUUAUUGUGGACGACGCCCACUCAGGCUUCCCCCCAGUGACCCCGACUGGUAAGAGAGGUUCAGGAAAGAGGGGACGACCUAAAGGCUCCACCGGGGUCCCACGAAGACCCAGGGGGCGGGGCAGUAUCAGAAAAUCUCUGAGUGCCGCAGAACUGGCAGGCGCCCAGGCAGGAAUGACAGCAGCCUACGCUGCUUAUGGAUAUAACAUAGCAGGUACUUCGCCUGCUGCUAAAAAGUCAACAUCGAGAGAAUCACCGAAAUCCGAAUCCCCAAGUCAACAGAAACCUUGAGAAUUGUUGGUCAGUAGUGACAUUACUGACAUUAUGGAUCAACUUAUUUCACAACACCCUGUGUACUACAGACAAUGAGGAAAUAGCUGGCUUUAUUUCCAAUUGUUCACCUCUGUGCUACACGUUUUUGAUUCAAAUAAAUCUGAGGUUAUUACUUA
This is a messenger RNA of Saccostrea cuccullata (small rock oyster), 4751 nucleotides long. Its product is annotated as chromatin-remodeling ATPase INO80-like. Bases 268 to 4593 code for a protein of 1441 amino acids. The transcript has 36 exons. Gene Ontology annotation, biological process: chromatin remodeling; DNA repair. Gene Ontology annotation, molecular function: ATP binding; ATP hydrolysis activity; DNA binding. NCBI's taxonomy places the organism in Eukaryota, Metazoa, Mollusca, Bivalvia, Ostreida, Ostreidae. Gene Ontology annotation, cellular component: Ino80 complex. The record is from RefSeq and is a predicted model, not a curated record.